Messenger RNA from Penaeus vannamei (Pacific white shrimp), 1099 nucleotides. NCBI's taxonomy places the organism in Eukaryota, Metazoa, Arthropoda, Malacostraca, Decapoda, Penaeidae. The record is from RefSeq and is a predicted model, not a curated record.
CCGGGUGGGUGGCACCCACUGGGUGCCAGGGGAUGGGACCCACUAUAACGUACAGCGAUUGGAUGGGGGUCCUGGAGCGGAGCCCCCGACCAAAGACCUUGCCGCCGAUAGGGAAUGACAGCGAUACGAUUUGAAUAAAAAAUUCAAAUUAACUAAAAUGAAUAAACAAUAAAAAGUGUGGAUGUCUGCAGACCUAAAUAACCAGCGAGGAUGUUCCCGGACUUAGACUCUCUCACCUAUAACCUGAACCACAGGCACCGUGGACACUGCGUUAUAUUCAACCAAGAAAAUUUUGAUGAGUGCUUAAGUUUAAACACAAGAACGAAUUCUUCCCUUGAUGUGGAGUUCAUGGUGACCUUAUUCAAGGACCUUGGCUUCAUAGUGCGAGCCUUCGUUGACUUGCGGUUGAAAGAGAUCAAAGAUAUCCUCGAGGAUCUUGCCGUGGACACAGACCACACAGACUGUGAUGCCAUGGUAAUAGUGUUCAUGUCACAUGGAGGGGAAGAUGUAUUGUAUGCAAGGGAUCAUCAAUUCCAUUCUGACUUGCUCUUUAAACCCUUCAGUGGAGAUGAAUGUGAGACUCUAGUGGGAAAGCCCAAAAUAUUCUUUAUACAGGGAGGUCGAGGCGAAUCUCUUGAGGAAGGAGUGAAGCUAAACGAGACAAGGAUUUUGAAGACCAAACGAAGGGCUGUUAGCAUACCAUCAAAACACGUGGGAGCAGAAAGUCCGUGUGGUGGACAUCCAUUGAAGUCUAAUAUGGAAAAAAAGGACUUUCAUGUUAGCUCUUUGGCAGACUUCCUUAUCUGCUGGUCUACUGUAGAUGGUUACUAUUCUUGGCGUAAUACCAAUACCGGCUCAUGGUUCAUUCAAGCCUUGGCACAUGUGUUAGCAAGAGACUGCUGGAGGGAUGAUGUGCUCUCUUUAAUGAUCAGUACGGCUCGUCACAUGAUGAAAUUCUCAUCAAAAAAUCCAGUGAUUGGACUAAAAAAACAAAUGCCUCACUUUAGUUCGACUCUGACGAAAAAGAUGUAUUUUUACCCGAAGGCAACAUACCCACAUAUAGAAGACGAAGAAGUGGACUGAAAAAAAAGGAAAUAAA